AUGCUUUUAAAGCUAUGUCUCAUUCAUAUAAUACCCUUUGCUUUCUUGCUGGCCGGCAGCUGCUCUGGUGAGAGUAUUCUCGAGCAGACUGUGUUGCAAAGCGAUAGCCGACGACCGAUAUAUCUCAUUGCCCACCGCGUUUUGCAUGCCAGUGCGGUCCCACAAGCUCUCAGUGACGGUGCCAAUGCACUUGAGGUGGAUGUGGCACCCUAUAAUGGGGUCUGGUAUGCGUGGCAUGCUGACAAGAAUACACCUUGGGAUAGGCCACAGGAUACCGUGGAAAAUUGUUUAGCGCUGUUGCCGCGCGCAGCAUAA
Molecule: messenger RNA, 315 nt
Organism: Aspergillus tanneri
Lineage: Eukaryota; Fungi; Ascomycota; Eurotiomycetes; Eurotiales; Aspergillaceae
Exons: 1
Coding region: 1-315 (104 amino acids)
Biological process (GO): lipid metabolic process
Molecular function (GO): phosphoric diester hydrolase activity
Source: RefSeq, a predicted model, not a curated record